This is a messenger RNA of Musca domestica (house fly), 5366 nucleotides long. It is a transcript of the gene Ino80, whose product is annotated as chromatin-remodeling ATPase INO80. Bases 218 to 5218 code for a protein of 1666 amino acids. Lineage: Eukaryota; Metazoa; Arthropoda; Insecta; Diptera; Muscidae. Gene Ontology annotation, cellular component: Ino80 complex. Gene Ontology annotation, biological process: DNA repair. The record is from RefSeq and is a predicted model, not a curated record. The transcript is spliced from 15 exons. Gene Ontology annotation, molecular function: ATP-dependent chromatin remodeler activity; histone binding; ATP binding.
UAAUCUGCAGCACUGCGUGCUAAACCCACAAAAACAAUAAGAAAGAAUAUUUUAUUUAUAAAUGGGAAUGAGCAGAUAACGCAAAUAAAACGAACGGAAAAGAAAAUGUGUUCAAUUGCUGGCAUUUCUCUAUCCGUAAAGCUUAUGUAAAACGAGGAAUUUAGAAAAAAAAAUUCUGAAUUUAUUGUCACACAGUGAAUUUAAUUGGCAGAGAAAGAUGAACGGAGUUAUUGAACAGGAGAAUGUGGCGUUGCCUGCCAUGCAAAUGGCUGAACCAUUGCACAUACAACGUUUGGAGGCCGCACUAGAUAUGCGUCCAUUUAUGCAGCAGGCACGUGAAAUACUUUCAAGGCCGCUAACCAGCCCGGAAGAGUCGGAGGCCGAUGACAGCCCCGGUGAAGAGUCUUACGACGAUGAGAGUGCCAUGGGUGGCAGUCGAAAGAAGAAAUCGAAGAAAUUGGGCACCAAACAAGAACGCCAAGCUGUUAAAUCGUCCUUAUACAACUUCAGUGAGCUGACGGCCGAUCGUGAAUGGUUAUAUGAUGUGAUUAUGAGCGAUACAGAUACUGAGACAGAUAUAAGCGAUGAAGAUGACUACGUCAAGGAAAUGUUGAAGACCCAUAUGAAACAACAAAAACUACGGGAAAACUACUACAAAAAGGCAACAAAUACUCAAUAUGCCUACUAUGGCAGUGGACUUCUAUCGAAUCAUGACAUGUUCACGGAACACCAACAAUCGAUUGUGGGUGUAAGGAAGCGCAAACGCCGCACAAAGAAAGAGAAGACCAUAAAAAUUGCCCCCUUGCCUAAGUUACCAAAAAUGCCGAAAAUACGUAAACCACGUAAAUCGAAACAUAAGCCCUUGCAAGAUGCACAACAUGGCUCCAAGGAGGCUAAUGAAAGCAUGAAACCUAUGGCUGGCAGUUCUAGUAAUUUCAAUGAGGAUGAUGAAGAUGUUGAUGUCCAAUCAGAUGUUGAAACUUCAAUGACAUUUGAUUCUCGUGAUAUGUCCGGGAUAUCAGCAUUACCUACUGGCUAUUCGGGUAGGGGAAGAAGACGUAAGAGCCAACAGGGAUUGCCACGAACCCCCGAAGCCUUGGCGGCACGUCGUAGAAGAGUGUGGCAAUUGAUGGCCAAAAAGGAAUUGGGCAGAUGUCAAAGGGCACGCAGUAAUAAUCACAAAGAAAUGGUACAAAAUUGUAAACGUGCCGCCACAAUGUGCAUGAAGGUGGUGCGGCAAAAGGCAAUGAUUUCCCAAAAAGUUAUGAAAGAAACAGUGUGGCGUGCCAAACGUUUGACACGUGAAAUGCUCUCCUAUUGGAAACGUUAUGAGCGUGUUGAACGUGACACACGAAGGCGAAUGGAAAAAGAGGCAGAGGAACAACGUAAAAUGGAUGUGGAAUUGAUUGAAGUGAAGCGCCAACAGAGGAAACUUAAUUUCUUGAUAACGCAAACUGAACUCUAUGCCCAUUUUAUGUCUCGGAAAUUGGGUCAGGGUACUGAGGCGGAACAGUUGCGCAUCCUCAAUCAAUUGGAUGAAGAGGCAAAUCCUCGUUUGGCGGCCUAUGAUGAUUAUGAUGCUGAAGAAAUGAAGCAAUUGGCCCAGCAACAUGCCGAGGAGGCUUUUGUCAACGAUCAAAAUAAGGCCAAGAAAUUUGAUGUCAGUGUUAAAAAGGAGUCGGGUCAUAGUGAUUACAUUAAAGAGGAGGAUAAGCCCCAGUCGUUGUUGACAGAAAAAACGCAAGCCGAUUUGCCGCAACCUACCAUUUUCCGGGGCUCUUUGAAGGCUUACCAGAUUAAGGGUAUGACCUGGCUUGCGAACAUCUAUGACCAGGGCAUCAGUGGCAUUUUGGCCGAUGAAAUGGGUUUGGGUAAAACUGUACAAUCCAUUGCCUUUCUUUGUCACAUUGCCGAACACUAUGGUGUUUGGGGUCCAUUCCUGAUCAUAUCCCCCGCCUCGACGUUGCACAAUUGGCAGCAGGAAUUGGAACGUUUUGCCCCGGAUUUCAAUGUUGUACCCUAUUGGGGUUCACCCAAUGAACGUAAAAUCCUACGACAAUUUUGGGAACAGAAGGAUUUGCAUACCCGCGAUGCCAGCUUUCAUGUGGUCAUCACAUCUUAUCAGCUGAUUGUUUCCGAUUACAAAUAUUUCAAUCGCAUCAAAUGGCAAUAUAUGGUUCUGGAUGAGGCUCAAGCCAUUAAGAGUGCCUCAUCGAUGCGUUGGAAGCUUUUAUUGGGUUUCAAUUGUCGCAAUCGUCUACUGCUCAGUGGUACACCCAUACAAAAUAGUAUGGCCGAACUAUGGGCUCUACUGCAUUUUAUUAUGCCCACACUAUUCGAUUCGCAUGAUGAAUUCAAUGAAUGGUUCUCCAAGGAUAUUGAAUCACAUGCUGAAAACAAGACUGGUAUUGAUGAGAAACAAAUCUCACGUUUACAUAUGAUUCUAAAACCCUUCAUGUUGAGACGUAUCAAAAAGGAUGUGGAGAAUGAAUUAUCAGAUAAAAUAGAAAUUAUGGUCUAUUGUCCGCUGACCAUACGCCAGAAGCUUUUGUAUAUGGCAUUGAAACAGAAAAUCCGCAUUGAAGAUCUUUUGAAUUUGACACGUGGUGGAGGUGGUACCACCGGCGAUGGCAGUCAUCAUAUUGAUCGCAAUUUUACUUCGAAUUUAAUGAAUCUCGUAAUGCAAUUUCGUAAAGUUUGCAACCAUCCGGAGUUGUUUGAACGACGCGAUGCCAAGAGUCCAUUUGUUAUGAAAUGUCAGGAAUAUGUCAUACCACGUUUGGUCUUCGAUGAUGGGCUGCUUUAUCGAGCGCUGCCAAGUCAAAGGCAUUUACUAUACAAUCGUUUUUCCAUUUUCAAAGCUGAUUACUCACACCAUUCCCUGUUCCAAGAACCAAAGUCACCCGGAACUCAACGUAAACCCCAUGAGAAUUAUGCACGUUAUAUAGACUUAAAUGUUGCCAAUGAAGGCUGCUUUAGUUUCACUCGACUCUGUGAUAUAUCACCUAAAGAUUUGGAAGACACGACCAUAAAUGGUUUGAUAACAUUGCUACAACAUUAUCGCCGUAAAGUAUUAUUUCAACAAUUGCUGGCCUAUCGACGAGAAUGGUGGUCAGCAGAUUAUAAAGCAACACGGUUUCAGUUAUUGGAACCAACUCUGGAGAAUCCUUUAAAUAAAAACUAUCUCUGUGAAAAUAGUGUAUUGAGGCAGCUAAUAUUUACGGGAUUGACCUCCAAAGAAAGUUCCAUCUAUGCCUUUGGCGAUUACAAAACCAGCAACAUGCAAGAAACCAUUGAACAUCGUGUCAUACGUAGCAAAUACAAACAAAAUAUCGAAGAAGCUGAAAUUAAAAAUGAAAUGCUUGAUGAGGCUGAAUCGGAGUUGAUUAUGAACACUGCUGGUGGAUCAUCGAAUAAUACCAAGAAACUUUCCAAAGAACCUUUACGUUUACUGCCCGAAUUUGAACACAAAAGACGUUUACCUCAAUACUAUCAAUGUGAACCAUUGGAUAUGCCUCGUUUCCUAUAUGGGCUGAAUCAGAAAGUCAAUAGCUAUAAUCGUUAUUUGUAUUGUGAAAGCCGUGCAGCUGCCUGGUCUCACAUACGACACCUGCAUUGCGAAAAUCGUGACGGCUUAGAAGUUGUCAAUUCUGGAAUGGAAUUACUUACACCCAAAUUUGGUUGGUCUUCAAUCAUAAUACCCGAUAAGGAAACUCUAAUAUCAGAUGCUGGCAAAUUAUCAGUGUUGGAUAGUUUAUUGACCCGUCUCAAGGCUGAAGGUCAUCGUGUGUUGAUCUAUUCACAAAUGACCAAAAUGAUUGAUUUAUUGGAGGAAUACAUGUGGCAUCGUAAACAUCGUUACAUGCGUCUGGAUGGUUCCAGUAAAAUUUCGGCUCGCCGUGAUAUGGUAGCUGAUUUCCAAUCUCGUCAGGAUAUUUUCGUAUUUUUACUGUCCACAAGGGCAGGUGGUUUGGGUAUUAAUCUUACUGCAGCUGAUACGGUCAUCUUCUACGAUUCCGAUUGGAAUCCCACAGUGGAUCAACAGGCCAUGGAUCGUGCUCAUCGUUUGGGUCAAACUAAACAGGUCACUGUGUAUCGUUUGAUAUGCAAGGGUACCAUUGAAGAGCGUAUCUUGCAAAGAGCGCGGGAGAAGAGUGAGAUCCAACGCAUGGUUAUUAGUGGCGGCAAUUUCAAACCCGACACUCUGAAGCCGAAGGAAGUGGUAUCUUUACUCUUGGAUGAUGAGGAAAUUGAAGCGAAAUAUCGUCAAAAGAUUGAGGGACAACAGGAAUCGACUUCAGCCAGUAGUAGUGGUAGCGGAAACAAAGAAUCAACUGGAGAGAAAAGGAAACGUCAACAAAACAAGUCUUCUUCAGCAGCAACUAAUUCUGGUGGCACAACCACACCGGUUGCCACUCCCAGUGGCAACACCAUAACCGGCGGUAGCAACACCAACAGCAAUGAUGAUUUAUGGCGAAGUUCACCCUCAGCAAAACGUCUCAAGUUGGAUGUGUCAGCCACAGCGGGGGUCACUACUUCGGCAUUGGAUGAUGAUUCCAUAGAUGUGGCAGCCUCAGAGACAUCGAGCACGUCUCAGGUUGCAGGAACUAGCAAUAGUGAGACAUAUGUCCCGGGAGCCACGGCUAUUAUAAACAAUGAAGAUUCGGAAAAUGAGGCUUUAAUUGUUGACUGUGAAAGCCCACGGCCCCAUGGAGGAGCGGGAGGUGCAGCUGGCGGGGAAUCACCGACGCUAUUCGAUGACUUUGGUGGUCUUGGUCCAAUUCGUCGCCGUCAUCAUCCGCGUGGCACAAAACGUGGUCGACCACGAGGCAGCACUCGACGUGGCGGAGGAAAUGGUACAGCAUUGACAAGGCCCGCAUCAGCGACUGGAUUAAAUGCAGAGGAUGCAACUGGAGCAGAACCUAAUGUCACCAAUACCGGUGAGGGUUUGUUUACACCCACUGCUGUGCCGACACCUGUAAAACGUGGCCCCGGCCGACCACGCAUUAAAACUGGCGGUCCCGUGAAUCAGGGGUCCCGUGGUGCACCCCGUACCCGAAAACCAAUUGGCCCCUUAGUUGUACCCCUCGGCAGCAGUCCAGCGGCCACACCUAUUAAUCGCAGCCCAGCCAUGAGUCCAGCUCCAUCACCGGCCCAUUCGGAAAAGGGUACCAGCUCUACAUCCUAUCAUCCGGCAAGUGGGGAGAGUGCAGAUUAAGGAAGCUGGAGAACAAAUAAAGAGAUGAAAAGAGAAAGAGAGAGUGAGAGAGAGAGAGAGAGAGGGAGAAAAUACCUUUUUGUAUUUUAGUUCCCUUGUAGGUUAAGGCAAAUUUAUUUCGAUUAAGGAUAUCCUCGUUUUAGGAUAA